GUGUCACACUCUUUACGGUCGGAGUUCACCACUGACGGAACUUUUCUCACCGAAAAGUUCUGCAGUGUUUUCUCGUCUUUUCUAGUCGUUAAAGAAGUUUCCUGUUUUUCCUCCGUUCUCCCGGAAAUCUCCAGUUUGUUCUGCGGGAAAUGAGGCUUCGGUGACGAGGAGCGAGCCCGAGCCGAGCCGAGCCGACUCACCCGGGUUAAAUCCCAGAAUAUGAGAAGAUGGCGUUGAUUCUGUGGAUUGUUGUGAUUUUACUGCGGAAUGUAGCAGCUGCAGGUGUGAUGUUCACAAAGCACCCGUUCAAUCAGACGGUGUCUCAGGGUAACGCAGUGAGGCUGGGCUGUGCUGUUCAGGGAGUGACUGAGCCCGACAUCGUGUGGAUGAAGGACGGAGACAAAGUGUUGAGCUCAGACCAGAUGUUCAUCACACUGGGAGAGAAACACUGGGAGACGUUCCACAGUUUUAAGUCAGUCCAGCAGCAAGAUGCGGGCCAGUACUGGUGUGAGGUGGAGUUCCACGGCCUGACAAUCUCCUCUGAACGAGCCUGGAUCACGGUGGAAGGUGUUCCUCACUUCCUCCAGGAACCUCAAGAUGUUGCCACAUUCCCUAAUGAGCCGUUCAACCUCACUUGUGAGGCAGUCGGCCCCCCUGAGCCAGUAGAGGUGCUGUGGUGGCUGGGGGGGGUCCAGGAGGGAGUGGCCAGAUCGUCCCCCUCUGUCCUCCAUGUGCAAGGAAUGAACAGCAGCAUCAAGUUUUACUGUGAAGCAAAGAACACCAGAGGAAUCUCAGUGUCCAGGACCGGCACAGUUCACAUUAAAGUGUUGCCGGCUGCUCCAGUCGGACUCCAAAUCCUGAGGAUGGUGGAUAACAACAUCACGUUGUCAUGGAAACCAGGAUUCACAGGUCACUCUGAGCUGUCCACCUGCAUCAUCCAGUUGUUGACGCGGUCCUUUAGGAGGCGGGACCUCCCUCAGCAGAAGGUUCUGGUUCCUCCUCACCUCCUUGUCCUGUCAGGUGUGAGGAGUCACUCCAACUACAGUGUGAGGGUUUCCUGUGUGAAUGAGGUGGGGGUGUCUCCUUUCUCCCCCUGGCUGCACUUCCAGACACCAGAGUCAGUUCCCUCUGCAGCCCCAAGGAACCUGACCUUAGUCCUGUCGGAGCAGCAGCUGAGUCUGAACUGGGCGAAGCUCCAGGAGGACGAGCUGCAGGGGAACCUGCUGGCCUACAAGGUGCAGUGGAUCCUGGGGAGAGAACGUCAGGAGCCUCUGCUGUUUAAGGAGAACUGGGCUCAGCUCUCAGGAGGAGGACGUUUUUUUAACGCCUCCUUCCAGGUGUCGGCCUGCACCUCAGUGGGUUGUGGACCCUGGAGUCCCCCAGUCCUUGUGCUGCCGGCCUCAGUGCAGGUCCAGGUCCAGCGGAGUCACAUGUGGGUCGGCCUGUUGCUCGGCCUGUUGGUGGCCACCGUGGUGGGCCUGCUGCUCGCCGCCAUCGCCCGCCGCCGGGGGAAAGAGACACAGUUUGGGUGGGCAUUGAAGCCUCCAGGUGCUGAGAGCUCCGUCUCCUUCACCGCCGCUCGCUCCUUCAGCAGAAACUGUGCUGUGCACGAGUCGACAUUGGACAGUCUGGGUAUAAACAAUGAACUGAAGAAUAAACUGCAGGACGUCCUGAUUCCAGAGAGGCUGAUCACACUGGGACACAUGCUGGGGAAAGGUGAGUUUGGCUCGGUGCGUGAGGCCUUCCUGAAGGCAGAGGACACGUCUGUCCAGAAAGUGGCUGUCAAAGUUCUCAAAUCUGACAUCACCUCGUCAGGUGACAUCGAGCAGUGUCUGAAGGAGGCGGCCAACAUGAAGGACUUUCAUCACCCCAACGUCAUCCAGCUCAUUGGAGUGAGUCUUCACCGGCGUCAAGGUCAGCGUCUACCCAUCCCGAUGGUGGUUCUUCCGUUUAUGAAACAUGGAGACAUGCACACCUUCCUGCUGCUGUCCAGACUGGGAGAGCAGCCGUUUGACCUGUCUCUGCACACACUGGUCCAGUUCAUGUUGGACAUCUCUCGGGGGAUGGAGUACCUGAGCAGCAGGAACAUCAUCCACAGAGACCUCGCCGCCCGAAACUGCAUGUGAGUGUGUCCACCAAUC
Messenger RNA from Paralichthys olivaceus (Japanese flounder), 2141 nucleotides. Lineage: Eukaryota; Metazoa; Chordata; Actinopteri; Pleuronectiformes; Paralichthyidae. The record is from RefSeq and is a predicted model, not a curated record.